This is a messenger RNA of Penicillium digitatum Pd1, 1488 nucleotides long. Its product is annotated as MFS transporter. Gene Ontology annotation, molecular function: transmembrane transporter activity. The record is from RefSeq and is a predicted model, not a curated record. Lineage: Eukaryota; Fungi; Ascomycota; Eurotiomycetes; Eurotiales; Aspergillaceae. Gene Ontology annotation, biological process: transmembrane transport.
AUGGCGGAUAUCAUGUCAAGAAAACCAUACCUUUUCGAUCUGCGCGCAUCCAAGCAACUGAUCGGCAUUGCUGUCUUUUCGACCACGUUUACAGAUGAAUUUCUUUACGGAAUUAUCGUAUCCGUGCUUCCUUUCUCACUGACAGUCCGAUCCGGAGUGCCAGAGGCUGAUGUCCCAUUCUGGACAUCCACCGCUUUGGCCGUCUUCGGUCUCGCAAUGGUACUUGGUGCCCCAAUAGCAGGCUGGGUUGUUGGGAAAUACGAAAGACGCCAGAUACCAUUCUUGGGAGGCCUCUCUUGUGCAUUUGGUGCCACUCUCUCGUUCAUGCUUGGAUUCAAGCCAUGGGUGAUCAUUGUGGCAAGGAUUUUACAGGGUCUAUCGGCGGGAAUUGUCUACACUGCCGGCUUAACGCUGUUGGUAGACACGAUCGAGUCGCACGAGCUGGGGCCCUGGAUUGGCUUCGGACUCUCGGGUAUGAAUUUUGGGGUGCCCGUAUCACCCACUCUCGGAGGAUUUACAUAUGAGAAAGCAGGGUUCUAUCCUGUCUUUAUCAUGAGUCUUGGCGUGGUUCUAGUUAACUUAUUUCUCAUUUUGCUCAUGAUAGACAGAAAGACCGCUGCAAAGCAUAGAGGGCAAAAAGAUCCAACCAAGUGUUCUUGUCUUCCGAAUGGGAACCCGACAAAAAUUGCCAUUACAAAUGGAAAACGUCGAUUGUCAACUGUUGAAGACGCCGAUCCAACUACCUCAACACCGCUCCUCUCACGCUGCCACGAGACUUCUCCAGUUGUAAAAUUCCCUUCUUGGUGGACUGUUGUCGGAGGCUUUAUUCUAAAUCCUCGCAUACGUGCUGCUUUGUAUGGAUGUCUAAUUAACACGAUCUUGGUAAGCGCCAUGGAUACGGUCCUUCCGAUCUUUAUCAGGCAGACUUUUCACUGGCUUUCUGGUGCAACGGGUGCCAUCUCUUUAAACUUGACCAUUCCAUCAUUGAUAGGUCCAUUCGUUGGAAUGACCUCAGACAAAUAUGGCGUUCGAAUGAUCUCCAGCAUCGGGUUUACGUUGGCAGCUGUAGCAGUCGCUCUCCUCACUCUGACGCUACAUGACGACACUAAAAGCAAGGUAAUGACCUGCGCACUAUUAUAUUUUGUUGGGAUAGGGCUCAAUACAUCACUGACCCCAUUGGUUGCGGAAAUCCCUCGCAUUGUGAACAUCGCUCAAGAGGAACAGCCUGAUAUAUAUAGCGAUAAAAGUGCAGUCACUGAGGCUUAUAUGCUCCUUGAUGCGGUAUUUGGCGCUGGCACUGUGCUCGGCCCAUUGCUUUCAGAUAUUGCGCUCGAGAAAUUGGGAUGGACUGGAUGCACCACCAUGCUGGGUUUUUUGAGUUUGUCAGCCAUCGUUCCAGUGUGGAAGUAUGUUGUUCAAGACAUGUUUAGAAAUGCCGCUGAUCUCGGAAAGAUGGUUCAUUUGGACCCAAACCACAAAGGCCGGUAG